GAUCCUGCUAUUAUCAGUGUCACAUCUUCUCCACCUCCUCGCACACAACCCCUUUUUGGAGGCAAGAAAACCAACCGAUCUGUCAAAGAAGUGGUUGUGUUUGAAGACUAUUCCGAUUUUGAAAAAGGCAAAAACGGUUCUGUCAAGAAACAAGACAAAAAGACCAAGCCCAAAAAACCUACUAGCAAAGUAGAAUCACUGGAGCCUCUUAAGCCAUCGAUUCCUACUUCGCUUAUUCCUCCUCGUGUCAAACAAAGCCAUACACCACCCAAGACACGUAUCUUGACUGUGUCGGGUGGCAUACCCAUUCCUGCUGUCAAUUCAAACCAAAUGGACAUUGCAAAAUCGAUGGCAAGAGAAACAGGACUCACACAGACUCAGUUAGUCGAGAAUGGUGCCUUUGGGAUCAGCAUGAUGGUCCUCAAGGCCAUUGGGGGUCAUCGUCGCAUUCAGCCCGAUAAUCAUAAUGCGGCUCCUGUGGUGGUUAUUUUGGCAGGGCCUACGUCGAUGGGUGAAUUUGGGAUUGCUGCAGCGCGUCAUUUAGCCAAUCGUGGUUGUCAAGUGAUGAUCAGUAUGACAGAAGAUGUCUAUUGUGGUGCCUCGGUGGCACAAUCCAAACAACUGGCUAAAUUCUCUGGCGCGCGUAUUCUGUACGCCAUGGAAGGUAAGUACCUUGAUGGAGACACUCGGCUUAUUGUGUUAGAAUUGCCUGACCCAUACACUACACCUGUGGAUAUCAUUGUGGAUGCCUUACUCGGUUCUGACAUGUUAAAGAUCACACCUGCUAUCAAAAAGCAAAUGAACUGGGCCAAUCAGAACAAGGCUCCCAUCUUGAGCAUUGAAUUCCCAAGUGGUGUCAAUCCAAAUGAUGGUCUUGCGUCUGAUAUCCAUAUCCAUCCUAAAUGGACAUUAUGUCUUGGUGCUCCUUACACUGGCUGCACUUCUAGAAAUGUGACGGGUGAAUUGUUUGUGGCAGAUAUGGGUCUUCCUUUUGUUUGCUUUGAAAAGACGAUCCCAGGAUUCCACAUUCCUUGGGGAAAUGAGUUUGUUUUGGCAUUAGAAUAUGCUUAAUUGUUAUUUUUUUUUUUUUUAUU
Gilbertella persicaria is the source of this 1094-nucleotide messenger RNA. Its product is annotated as YjeF N-terminal domain-containing protein. Lineage: Eukaryota; Fungi; Mucoromycota; Mucoromycetes; Mucorales; Choanephoraceae. The transcript is spliced from 2 exons. Gene Ontology annotation, cellular component: P-body. Gene Ontology annotation, biological process: deadenylation-independent decapping of nuclear-transcribed mRNA; P-body assembly. Gene Ontology annotation, molecular function: mRNA binding. The record is from RefSeq and is a predicted model, not a curated record. The coding region runs from base 331 to 1071 and encodes 246 amino acids.